ACGGGCGGUGCUAUCACGCACGUGUGGCACUGCAGAGGGGAGACAUCUCUGUGGAGGGCAUCUCAGCCUGCCCGACGGCCUGGCGUUGUUUCCGAUCACAGCCAACUUCAGAACCGAGCGAGCUCUCCAGGACAACACGAGGACAACACGAGGACGCGGCUCUGCUUCCGCUGCAACCACCACUUCGCUUUGCUCGACUUUCUAAUCUUCUUCUCUCGCUCCAGCUUCCAGCACGCCGAUUAAACAAGCACCGUAGCCAUGUUCGACCACAAGGUGGCGCCCGACGACUUCCUUGCGACUAGCAGGGACAUCAACGGCAUCAACGUCAAGCUCUUUCAACUCAAGCCCAUUCAACGAUCCAUUUACUGCAUCACGCAGCCCUGCGACUUCUCGAUGAACCUCCAGGCCAUGACCAAGAAGAAGCUCCAGCUUUACCUGCCUGUCGUCCUUACCGUCGGUCCCGAUGUCCACCACCGCAGUGGCGCUGACGCUCGUCCCAACGAUAUCCCCGGUGACAACGAGGAGGACCGCAAAGUCCGCUUAUUACUCAUGAAGUACGCCACGCUACACCGCGCCCGCGCCCACGCCCGCGUCCUCGCCAACAAGAAGUCCAGCUCACAAUUGCUCGAGAACACGAUCAAAGGCAUCAUCGAGCGCGAGACGCGCGUGCUCGUGUCAGGCAUGACAGUGGAGAAGAGCUUAACAGAGCGCGAACUCUCCAAGAAGCGCCUCUACUGCGGCAUCGAGCGUGUUCUGACCGAGGGUACCCUGUCCAAGCUAGGGAACGCUGUCAAUGCCAUCCUGGUGCAAGCCCCGAAGGAGGGACUGCGCACCAAGAGGUGUACCGGCCUGAAAUCCGAGCGACGGGGCCGGGAGGAACAGUUGGAAUACGACCGCAAAUAUCUCGACCUUGGGUACUUCCCCAAUCCGAACCUUACCGAUGUCGAUGGCCAUGUUCGGAGCCGCGGUGGUUCUGUUGACGAUGUCGUGAAAGCCAUCCUCGAUGAAGACGGAUGGCACCAUCAUGACGGCCGAAGACCUCCUACACGUUCAGCUCAUGGUCACGGUUAGGGUAGUAGUCGCCUUGUUCCUGUGGCAGAACGCCCUCUAGCUGGCCACAGCAAAGGUAACGGCCACCGUUUACCGCCACUCCCAGCAAAGCUCAUGUCUGGCUUAUGUAUCAUGUGGGGACUGGGCGUGCCCGUUGCCCUAGCCCACCGCAUCCCAGAUUGGCUACUACACAUCGUGGGCGGCACAACCGUCGCGGCCGGCGCGUGCGUCCCGGUGCUCCAACCGGCUGAAGGCGAGACAAAGGCAUACAAGACCGGCGCCUACAUCGCGU
Messenger RNA from Ilyonectria robusta, 1342 nucleotides. RefSeq lists its product as uncharacterized. The record is from RefSeq and is a predicted model, not a curated record. NCBI's taxonomy places the organism in Eukaryota, Fungi, Ascomycota, Sordariomycetes, Hypocreales, Nectriaceae. The transcript has a single exon. Bases 259 to 1071 code for a protein of 270 amino acids.